AAAUGUUUAACCGAUUGCCAAGCAACCAGUCUGUGUCACUUGGUUUUUAACAAGAUUAUAUAGAUCAUAAAAAAUAAAAUAAUGCUUCUCGGAAAAUUUAUGGUUACAUUUAUUUUGGUGCACACUUUAUUUUCUGCUGAUGUUCUUGUUUUAUCCCAAAAUGCAAAUGAGACUACAACCACGACUUUAAAUGUGUCAAAAAAUCUUACAGAUAAUGUAAAUAAUACUUUAUUUGUCCGAGAAGGUGAUUUAGAUAUAAACAAGAUCAUGGACGAAACCAGGGAGCGAAUAAAAGAAAUAAAUCAUGGAGAAAAUGUAACAGAUAACCUUAUUAUUAAAGGAAUAAAGUUUUUUUAUAAUGAAGUAUUCAAAACGGAAAACGUGCAUAAUGUUAGUAAGAAGUGUUUUAAUGCAUUGAAUAAGAGUUCUGUUUUCACAAAAACUCAACUAAUUGAUGCUGGUAGCACUAUUCCCGGAGGUGCAUUGGCUCAUAGUGUAUUUAACUUAGGUUUCUAUGAUGAAUGUCUAAAAACACAUGAAGUAAUAGAGGGUAAAGCAUAUCAUGGAAAAUAUUGUAUUGGACGAAUAUCAUCGGAACUAAAUAUAUUUCAGAGAGUUUCAAAAGGUAUAGACUUACUUAACUAUGGAUAUUUGGAAGGGAUAUCUUUGUCAUACUGUUUACUUGAUCCUUGUAAUGCUGAAGAUUUUAACAAAAUAUUUUCUCAUGGUAUGUUUUACGAUGAAGGAUGUUAUACCAAUGCCCAACCGCCCAAAUUUGACAAAUAUGAUAAAGUAGCUAUAAUAGUUUUAAUUAUUUUUGGAUUAUUGACGGUCUUUUCAACAAGUUAUGAUAUAUAUUUAUACUAUUCAGGAAAAGAACCAUAUCAUAUCUUUCUUAUUGCUUUUUCAUUAUGGACAAACGGAAGAAAAAUCCUUUUUAACACAUCAAGUACGAGCAAGUUUAGUUGUAUUACCGGCGUAAAAUCUUUGAGCAUGGCUUGGGUCAUAAUUAGCCAUAUUUAUGUACUUCACAUAACCAAUUCAGCCAACGUUAAUCCCAUGGAUAUUUUAGAUUAUGCUUUAAACCCGAAAAAUUUAUGGAUGAACGGAAGUUCAGUGGCUUGCGAUUCCUUUUUGGCAGUUGGGGGCCUACUGACUGUUCAUUCGUUUUUAAAGGCUGCCAAAAAGGGAAAUAAAAUUAAUGUUCCUAGCAUGUAUAUACAUAGAUACUUAAGAUUAACACCUGCAUAUGCAAUAUUAGUAAUGUUAGAAGCAACUUUAAUAAGGUACAUGGGCAGUGGUCCCUUUUGGGCUGGCCAAUUUAUAGCUUCCAAACGUUGUCAAGAAGAUUGGUGGGCCGCAUUAUUAUAUAUACAAACAUAUGUACAUCCAGAUCAAAUGUGUGCUGCUCAAACAUGGUAUCUUUCUGUGGACAUGCAACUUUUUUUCUUAUCACCCCUGGUUAUAAUACCUAUAUUAAAAUGGCCAAAACAAGGAACGAUAGCUUUAGGAGUUUUAUUGUUUCUAGGAUUCUUAAUCCCCUUCUUAUUUGUAUAUCUACAAGAUUUUCCGGUGGGAUUUACUUUAGAAUUGCAUAAGAACAGAAAAUACUUUCGAAAAUACUAUGUUCAAACCUAUGUUAGAUUUGGACCUUAUGUAGUUGGAAUGGUUUUUGGAUUAAUUAUAUUAAAGUUACAAACUGCAAAAGAAAUUUUAAGGACUUCUGAUAAAAAUAAGAAAUGGGUGGCUUUUGGUGUUUGGAUAUGUGUACUGACAGGUCUUCUUGGAUGCGUUUAUUGUGGGGAGGGAAUACUUUUAUCGCAACAAGUCUACAGCGCAUUGUCAAAAGCAUUGUAUGCAAGUUUCGUUAGAAAUGGGUGGGCAAUAUGUGUUUGUACUAUGAUAACCUUAUGCGUUUUGGGAUAUGGUGGUCCAAUAAAUGCGUUUUUGUCGCUUCCAAUAUUUCAGAUAAUAUCUAGACUUACAUACUCAAUGUAUCUUUUACAUUUUAUGUUUAUUAUAAACGCAAUGAUGAGAAGUUCAAGGGUACCAUAUUUUUUUUUAGAAGAAAACCUUUACUUUGAAUUUUGGACAUAUUUUAUGGUUACUUUUAUUGCAGCAUUUUUCUUUUCGGCUAUAUUUGAGUCGCCUGUUAUCACAAUAGAGAAAAUAAUAUUUGGAGGUGUAACCAAGAAACCCUCUAAUAAAGAACAAGACAACGUUAUAAAAACUAAAAUUUAGAGUAUAUUAAUAAUAUAUAAUAUACUAUGUAUAAAUCAAUCUUGUAUGAAUUUAUUAAAAUAUAUUUAUUGAAAAAAUAGUUAUUAA
This is a messenger RNA of Brassicogethes aeneus, 2328 nucleotides long. NCBI's taxonomy places the organism in Eukaryota, Metazoa, Arthropoda, Insecta, Coleoptera, Nitidulidae. The record is from the annotation of a GenBank genome assembly.